CUUAAAAUUUCCUGCUUGCUAGAUACGACAGCUGCAGAAUGAACUCAAGAAACUCACUAAGUUAUCAAUAAUUGCGUGAAAAUGAUGGAAUUGAUUCCAAUAUUGGUGGUUUUGAUGCUGAGUCUCGUUGGGUUAGAGGCCCAACGAGUUACAACACCAGAUGGUCCGAUUCAAGGAACGACACAAACAACCAACAGUGGCAAAACCUUCUACGCCUACUACUCAAUUCCCUACGCCAAACCACCAACUGGUUCCAGGCGUUUUUUGGCUUCUGAGGCAGUAGAUCCUUGGACCGAAGUGUUCGAUGGCACGUCAGAAAACCCGAACAUUUGCUACCAGCUGUACGGUGACUACGAGCAAGAAAAUGAGGAUUGUUUACAUAUGAAUGUUUUUACGCCACAGGACCCAACAGCUCCAUCUGGAAGCCUUCCCGUGAUGGUAAAUAUUCACGGGGGUGGAUUUGUUUCUGGAUCUGGCCUCGUAUCAACCGCCUCUACUGGAGGAUUUUCCCCAAAUUAUUUGCUUGAAGAAGACGUAAUUUUUGUCUCGUUCAAUUACCGAUUAGGAGCUUUUGGCUUCCUCUCAACUGGAGAUGAUGUCGUUCCUGGAAACGCUGGACUGACUGAUCAAAUUCUGGCCCUUGAGUGGAUGCAGCGUAAUAUUGCAGCUUUUGGCGGGGAUCCAGAUAGAGUGACGAUUUUCGGACAGUCAGCUGGAGCCGCUUCUGUUGGUUACAUGCUCCUCACUCCCAAAGCAAGCGGCCUGUUCUCUGGAGCAAUUCUCGAGUCUGGAUCGUCGCUUUGCCCGUGGGCAUACCAAAGAAAUCAAACUAAAAUUACCUUCAAAACCGCCAGUUUUGUCGAUUCUCAAUUUGAUUAUUCGACAGAUUCCGCAUCGCUACUGGAAAUCCUUCAGCAAGCUGAUGCCAAAGCCAUCGAUAAUGCGGCUUUGUCGUUUGCCAGCUACGACGGAGGUCAACCCAAUGCCAUCCAAAGAAGCCAGAUGCAGCAAGGAGCCUAUUAUGCCCCUAUUAUUGACUCUUUUAGCAGCAACCCAGUGAUUCCGAGCUUCCAGUACGAAUCUUUUGCUUCUGGAAGCAUUAACAAGGUUCCGAUUUUGCUUGGAAUUUGCUCCGAGGAAGGGUUGAUGAAUCUGGACCAGUGGUUGGACAACUCGCUGGAAGCGUACGAUGAAAACCCAGGCACUCUCAACCCGCAGGAUAUGAACAUAAAUAACGAAGCUGACUGGAAUACCGUUGGAAGGUUGAUUAAACAGGAAUACUCGCCUAGUAAUACCUUCUUGAACAACCGACUUGGAGCUAUUCAAUACUUUACCGAUCAGGACUUUGCAAAGUCUAUAACGAAACAUGCCGAACUGCAAUCUGAACAUACUGAAGUAUUUUUCUACGAGUUUGCCUACACUGGGACAAUGGGAGGCAAUACUGAGCACAAACUUGCAGGUUCUGGAAAUGUGACUCACACGGAGGAAUGGGCCUACAUAUUUGGAGGAUACCCAUUGCAAUACUACCCGAAACGUGAUCAGUUGGUGCACAACAGGUUGAUCAAAAUCUGGACCAACUUUGCCAAAUAUCGUAAUCCAACUCCAACAUCCGAAGAACUGCUGCAAAACAUCGAAUGGCCCAGGGUAACAGCCGCGAAUUUUCAAUAUGUGAGCAUUGGCAAUUAUGAAGACAGCGACUUGAAGAUAGUUGAGGGCAAACCUAAAGCUGCUCGAAUGGCGAUUUGGGACAAUCUUUACAACACUUAUGGAAAUAGACCUUAUGAUUCAUAUUAUGUUUCAAUUAAUGUAAAUCACUUGAAAUUUUCUGAUAAUUUUAUUUUAUGCGUAUUAAAGAAACUUAUUCUAAUUAAUGUUUCCUUGAACUUGAUGGAGCCAUACGCAAUUUUGCUUAUUCUUUUGUUGAGUCUCUUUGAUUCAGAGGCUCAACAAGUUACGACUCUCGAUGGUCCAAUUCAAGGCACCAUUCAGACAACCUACAGUGGCAGAAUUUUCUACGCAUACUUCUCGAUUCCUUACGCCAAACCUCCCAUUGGUUCUAGACGUUUUUUGGCUUCUGAACCUGUGGAUGCGUGGACCGAAGUGUUCGAUGGUACUUCAGAGAAUCCCAACAUUUGUUAUCAACUGUACCGAGACUUCGAUGAAGAAAGUGAAGAUUGUCUACAUAUGAACGUUUUUACUCCACAGAACUCAACGACCUCAUUUGGAAACCUUCCAGUUAUGGUCAAUAUUCACGGAGGUGGAUUUGUUUCUGGAUCUGGCCUGGUCUCAACUGCCACCACUGGAGGAUUUUCUCCCAAUUAUUUGCUCGAGGAAGACAUCAUUUUCGUUUCAUUCAAUUACCGAUUGGGUGUCUUUGGCUUCCUCUCAACUGGAGACCAAGUGAUUCCUGGCAACGCUGGACUAAGCGACCAAAUUCUUGCGUUGAAGUGGGUUCAACGCAAUAUUGCAGCUUUUGGAGGAGAUCCAGACAGAGUAACGAUUUUCGGCCAAUCCGCUGGAGCCGCUUCUGUUGGCUACAUGCUUUUGAGUCCCCAAGCUAAGGGCCUGUUUUCUGGGGCGAUUCUCGAAUCGGGAACAUCACUUUGCCCAUUUGCGUACCAAAGAAACCAAACCAAAAUCACAUUCAAGACUGCUAGUUUUAUCGAUUCUCGGUUUGAUUAUUCUGCCAAUGCCUCAUCACUACUGGAAGUUCUUCAGCAAGCAGAUGCGAAACUGAUCGACAAUGCAGCUUUGAAGUUUUCCAACUACGAUGGAGCCCAACCCAAUGCAAUUCAAAGAAGCCAGAUGCAGCAAGGAGCUUACUAUGCCCCUGUUAUUGACUCUUUUAACAGCAACCCAGUGAUUCCAAGCUUUCAGUAUGAAUCUUUUGCAUCUGGAAGCUUCAACAAGGUUCCGAUUAUGCUUGGAAUUUGCUCCGAGGAAGGCUUAAUGAACAUGGACCAAUCGCUGAAUGACUCAUUGGAAGCUUACGACAGAAACUCUGCCACUCUAAACCCCCAGAACAUGAACAUCAACAACGAAGCUGAAUGGAAUUUUGUUGGAAGCUUGAUUAAGCAGGAAUACUCUCCUGACAAUGCAUUUUUCGAUAACCGUCUUGGUGCUAUUCAAUACUUCACUGACCAAAACUUCGCAAAAUCGCUAACCAAACAUGCGGAGCUACAAGCUCAAUAUACUCAUGUCUAUUUCUAUGAGUUUUCCUAUACUGGAGCCAUGGGAGGAAACACCAAGUACAAGCUAGAAGGUUUAAGGAAAAUAUGGCUUAGAUUUUCUUCUUUGCGAUUAAUGUUCACUAUUUAUUCAGGUUCCGGCAAUGUAACUCACACGGAGGAAUGGCCUUAUAUAUUCAGGGGCAAGCCAUUGGAAAACUAUCCAGAAAAUGAUCAACUAGUGCACAACAGACUGAUCAGAAUCUGGACCAACUUUGCCAAAUAUCACAAUCCAACUCCAACAUCAGAAAUGCUGCUGCAAAAUAUCGAAUGGCCCAGAGUAACAUCGGAGAUCUUUCAAUAUGUGAGCAUUGGCAAUUAUGAAAAUACCGAUUUAGAGAUGGUUGAGGGCAAGCCCAAAGCUGCUCGAAUGAGGAUAUGGGAUAAUAUUUACAAGACUUAUGGAAACAGGCCUUAUAAUACAUAUUAAAUUAGGUGGCUGUUAAAGAUGUUAUUUAAACAAGGAUCUAGAGAAAGA
Messenger RNA from Dendroctonus ponderosae (mountain pine beetle), 3705 nucleotides. RefSeq lists its product as uncharacterized. Lineage: Eukaryota; Metazoa; Arthropoda; Insecta; Coleoptera; Curculionidae. The record is from RefSeq and is a predicted model, not a curated record. The coding region runs from base 82 to 3657 and encodes 1191 amino acids. The transcript has 21 exons.